AUGAAUGGUACUACAAAGACGAAAGCAGGAGCAGCAUCUGCAGCAUCUGCAAAAGAUGUUGUAGAUAGAUCAAAAACAAAAGAUAUAUCAUCCUCUUCAUCUUCUUCUUCAUCAUCAUCAUCAACUGAAGUAGAAUCAAAAAUAUCAACCGAAUUAUACUUUAUAUCAUGUGUAGUUGGUAUUUACAUCUUUUAUUUAUUAUAUGGCAUUUAUCAAGAGCAAAUAAAUGCACUUAAAUUUGGAGAAAAAGGAUUAGUAUUUGGUAAAUAUACAGCCUUUUUAUUGGCCAUUCAAAGCUUUGUAAACUAUGCGUCGGCAAAGGUUUAUCAAGUUGCGACACGUGAGGGACCCGAUAAAACACCUUUCCACGAAUAUGGCUUCUCUUCACUCCUCAUUGUAAUAUCAACAUUCCUCAGUAACACUGCCAUCCGAUACAUAUCCUAUCCAACACAAGUACUAGCCAAGUCAUGCAAACCAAUCCCCGUACUCUUAAUGGGUGUAUUCUUUUAUCGUAGAAAAUACCCAAUUUCAAAAUACUUUAUCGUUGCCAUUAUUACUCUUGGUGUAUCAUUGUUUAUGUUUCCAUCAAGUUCAAAGAAAUCAAAUAAAUCAAAUCCAACAGAAGAUGAUGGAUUGGUGAUGUAUGGCAAUUUGAUUCUAUUGCUUUCUUUAUUGUUGGAUGGUAUUAUUGGUCCAUUCCAAGAGAACUAUGUUAAAAAGUAUUCACCAACUUCCAAUAGCAUGAUGUUGAAUACCAAUCUUUGGAAUACUAUUUUUAUGACUGCUAUUGUAUUCAUUAAUGGAGAGCUUUUUGAAGCUAUCGAUUUUUUAUUCACCUAUCCAGAGAUCUUUUCAACGAUUGCAGUGUUUUGUAUCACAAGUGCUCUUGGACAACACUUUAUAUUUAUGACGACCAAACGAUUUGGAGCACUCAAUUGCACUACAAUUACAACGACCAGAAAGUUUUUGUCGAUUCUCGUCUCUAUAUUUUGGUUUGGUCAUCCUCUCAGUCAGCUUCAAUGGCUUUCAAUUGGAAUGGUAUUUUCCGGUUUGGGUUUAGAUGUUUACCAAAGUUAUUUGAAAAAAUCACCAUCAAAGGAAAAGAAAGUAGAAUAA
Molecule: messenger RNA, 1116 nt
Organism: Cavenderia fasciculata
Lineage: Eukaryota; Evosea; Eumycetozoa; Acytosteliales; Cavenderiaceae
Product: Galactose transporter
Exons: 4
Coding region: 1-1116 (371 amino acids)
Biological process (GO): UDP-galactose transmembrane transport
Cellular component (GO): endoplasmic reticulum membrane; Golgi membrane
Molecular function (GO): UDP-galactose transmembrane transporter activity; UDP-glucose transmembrane transporter activity
Source: RefSeq, a predicted model, not a curated record